AUGGCUUCCCCCAAGUUUCGCAAGCCUCCGCAGGCGCCCCCAAGCUUCACGGCAACUCCUGAGUCAAUUAUGAAGGACACAAAGGACAUGUUGGCUGGCUCAAAGAAGAUCACAGACGAUAUCGUUGCUCAGAUCUCGCAGAAGGACGCCACAUUUCAGAGCGUGCUGCUUCCAAUGGCGCAUGAUGAAAAUCAGCAAACGUUGAAAGCCCACAUCCUAGGAUUCUAUCAGUCCGUCUCCACCGACCAGGCUCUGCGCGAUGCUUCCACUGAGGCAGAGAAACUCAUGGACGACUUUAGCAUUGAGGCCGCUAUGCGGGAGGACGUCUUCAACCUGGUGGACGCCGUACUGAAGAAGGGGGACAAGUUGGAUGCCGAGUCCCAGAGGUUGUUAGAGAAGGAGCACAAGUCCUAUGUGCGAAAUGGCUUGAACAUCCCAGCAGGGCCCAAGCGGGAUCGAUUCAAGGAAAUCAAGAAGCGACUCAGCCAACUGGGCAUCGCCUUCUCCAAGAACCUGAAUGAAGAGAAGGGCGGUCUGUGGUUCACCGCGGAAGAACUCAACGGUGUUCCCGAAGAUGUCUUGUCCCUGCUGAAGAAAGAAGGGGACAAGUACUGGUUGACCUUCAAAUACCCAGAUCUAUUUCCUACUCUCAAAUACGGCACAAACAGCGCCACGAGACGCAAGGUCUUUAUCGCGAACGAGAACAAAUGCAACCAAAACGUUCCGUUGUUUCGGGAAGCCAUCCUGCUGAGAGAUGAAGCUGCUCGCUUGCUUGGGUAUCCAAACCAUGCUGCUUUCAGGAUUGAGGAUAAGAUGGCAAAGACCCCUAAGACUGUGGACGACUUCCUGGCUGAUCUGCGCAACCGACUGAGCCAGGGAGGUCUAGACGAGAUUGCCACUCUGAAGAAGAUGAAAGAGGAAGACUUAAAGUCUCGUGGCGAGGAAUUCGACGGCCGCUAUUAUCUGUGGGACCACCGCUUUUAUGAUCGGAUGAUGGAGGAGAAGGACUACCAGUUGGACCAACAACUGAUCUCGGAGUGGUUCCCACUACAGACCACGAUCAAGAGCAUGCUUGAAAUCUUCGAACAGAUCUUUGGCCUCGUUUUCGUGGAAAUUGUGGGCAAGGACCGUGACAGUGUUUCUCCAUCCGGCAAGGGCGAGGACAUUGUGUGGCAUGAAGAGGUGCAGGUCUUCAGCGUCUGGGACGACGAAGGCGAAGGUGGCGGAUUCGUGGGAUAUCUAUACCUGGACCUGUUCCCUCGCACCGGCAAAUAUGGCCAUGCAGCCAACUUCAAUCUCCAACCGGGCUUCAUCCAACCAAACGGAACGAGGAGAUACCCAGCGACAGCGCUCGUGUGUAACUUCUCCAAACCUACGGCAAAGAAGCCCAGUCUGCUCAAGCACGACGAAGUGACCACGCUAUUCCACGAACUCGGGCAUGGCAUUCAUGAUCUCGUAUCCCGCACAACCUACUCGCGAUUCCAUGGGACCAACACGGUUAGAGAUUUCGUCGAAGCACCGAGCCAAAUGCUGGAGAACUGGUGCUGGACACCGUCGCAGCUCAAAUCUCUGAGCAAGCACUAUUCGACCCUGUCGCCCGACUACUACGAGGCAUGGAAAGCAGCAGCUGGUGGCUCGAGCGCCAAAGAGCCCGAGGAGCGCAUCCCGGAUGACCUGAUCCAGAAACUGAUUAAGACGAAGAACCUCAACGGCGCCCUGUUCAACUUGCGCCAGCUGCACUUUGGUAUCUUCGACAUGACGAUACACGAGCCGAAAGAUCACGCCAGCCUCGAAGCGAUGAACAUCUCCGAGACGUACAACGGCCUGAGGAAGGAUAUCAGCAAGAUCGACGGGCCUGAGGUGUUUGGCGAAGGCAACGCAUGGGGCAACGGGCAAGCCACCUUUGGCCAUCUCAUGGGUGGUUAUGACGCUGGAUACUACGGCUACCUCUCCUCCCAAGUCUACUCGACCGACAUGUUCUACUCGGUCUUCAAGCAGAAUCCCAUGGAUCCCAAGGAGGGCCGCCGCUACCGCCACACCGUGCUCGAGAAGGGCGGCAGCCAGGACGAAAUGAAGACCCUGAUCGAGUUCCUCGGCAGGGAGCCCAAGACGGACGCCUUCUACGAAGAGCUCGGGCUUACCAAGGGCACGCAAUCGGGCGCGGGCACGACUUAG
This is a messenger RNA of Fonsecaea erecta, 2175 nucleotides long. RefSeq lists its product as hypothetical. Lineage: Eukaryota; Fungi; Ascomycota; Eurotiomycetes; Chaetothyriales; Herpotrichiellaceae. Gene Ontology annotation, molecular function: metalloendopeptidase activity. The record is from RefSeq and is a predicted model, not a curated record. The coding region runs from base 1 to 2175 and encodes 724 amino acids. Gene Ontology annotation, biological process: proteolysis; peptide metabolic process. The transcript has 2 exons. Gene Ontology annotation, cellular component: mitochondrial intermembrane space.